AUGCUCGCCGCCCAUAACAUCCUUUCCCCAAGAUCACUGCGAGGCUCCAACGAAAGGGAGAGGAGGCGCGGCAAGGAGAUGAAGGCGCAAGCGAGGGACAUUGCCGAAGCAGCAGAUGGCUGCCAAGCGACACACACCGAGGAGAAGUCUAUGGCUGAAAGGGUAGCCAAACCAGAAGGGCAUCCGGCUACGGCAAAAGCUGCUGCUGCUCGGCCUGAUCGCCAUGCGACUUCUCACCAUAACAAGGUGACCGAGAGAGCAAGGAAAUCCUUCGAAGCACAGGCUGAAGCGCGGAACAGCAUACGUACAUCGGGCUCGAGAGCAGAAGCAGAGUCAACCGAGACCAGCAGGAGGAGGCAUCAGGCUGUGAGUGCGAACAAGGAGGAGACUCGCGUCUUUUCUGCGCAUGCGGCAGCAGUCUGCGAGGCGAAGUAUGCUUUUGGUAAGAGAUGGGAGACGAGCGAAGAACGUCGUUCGAAAUCCAAAGUGGGCGGUCAUGGUCCUGCCCGAGAUAACAAGGACAAAGGAGAACUGCUGCACCAAGGACGGGAAGGGAUGAAGCCCAGCCUACCAGGACUUGGACAGCUCGCAUUCUUGCGUGAAACAAUGCUCAAAUCUACUUUCUUGGGACAGACCGGUAGCGGAAGCAACGGAAUCCUUCUCGCAGGCUGCAAUGCUGCAAAGCGCCUUCAUGACAUACUUGUCGUCAUCGUAAAAGCAAAUCUCAUACUCGAGAUGAGGCUUGCCUUCGGACGUUCCAGGACUGACAAGUCAGCGAUGGAAAGGCUCGCUGGCAUAGCAAGGAUCAUACCGUUUCAUGGACACUUCCCGCCCUGGACUAAUAUACUGGCCGUCAUGGAGCAGCCCUCCUGCCAUCACGACCACACAUAUGCAAUCAAUGGCUUGGAAAGCGGAUUCACCUCUGACAGAACCUGCAUCAAAUUCCGCCAAUACAGUCCUGCCUCCAAUUUCGCCGCCGACGAAGCCUGGCUCAAUGUAACCCACGCCAUCGCAGCAUCACCAUCUCCUCCUAUCAUCGGAAACUCCUCUCCUUCCCCCAGUGCCGGCUCCGAUGCCCAAGCCUUUCCGACAAUACUUUCCUCGAGCCAUAUCUUAAAGCAGUCAGCGAAUAGAGGAGCAUCUCCAGAUGAAGAAGUCGUACAAUUUUCUUCCCGAGAAGUCCAUCAAGAGAUUGUCGUUUCUAUUAUCCGAGCAGAGAUUCUGAAUCACGGACAUUGUGAUACGCAUUGCGAAGUGACAUUUCCAUCUUCGGCUUUCGCCGCACUUGACUUGCGGAGCAUUUCGAGUAACUCGAGGCAUGGAGCAAGAAUAUUUUCAGUGUUGAUCAAGAUGGUCCCAGGCUCCCGCAUUUCGCGCAGACCUGAUGCUGUAUGCCAGCGUCUCAACAAAGCUGUGUCGAGUGAUCAUAAGCGAGGCGAUCUUGUUCGUCAGGUGGUGGUACCUUCUCCAGGAAUCGGCGAGAAUUUGAUGACGGGUGUCGCAUUUUUGGGGUUCGUUCGAGUGAGGAACAGCGACGAAAUCGCGGAAGAGAAUGAUGAGUUGAUGAACAGGCCCGCCGAUCAUCGGUUUUUGUCGCAGUCACGAAGGCACGAGAAACAGCUUGCGACACACAGCCUCUACUGUCUCAGUACAGUAACAAAGCAAGUCAGACUACCAGCGAGGCCAGCAACACCGAUUCACAUUCCAAACAUGCAAAAGAAGAUCAUCUCCAAUCAAUGCAUGACCGAUGACAUUCUCUCUCAUGGAAUGCAGAAGAAUGAGGAGCUUACUAUUACUCCAUCGCCAAAUUUACCUCAUCAUAAGAAACGCUCUAUGUCUUGUAUCGAACAGCUCGUGCUGCACCACGCUUCACCAGUGAACAACCUCAAUAGCCAGCAGCGUUUCCUGUCGAUACUGAUUGCGUUGAAGAUUCACCUACACACUCCCGCAACCAUAGCUUUGAAUCGGGACAUUGAGAUGAGCUGCGUCAGCGACACGCGGCGGAGUUCUGCACCAUCCUUGGAAUCCGAUGCUGGUGGUUUUCAUAACCGAGAGAUCGCGGACCGCAAGAAUCAGCUUCAUCGCGACCAGCGUAGGCGCCAGCGCCAGGAAGAAGAAGCUGUGAAAAAUGCUGCUGAGUCCCGCUGCUCCCGCUCUCGCCAGACACCCACCAUUACUCGACGCGAGCAUCCUGCCCAAGAAGAGAGUAGGGACGAGGAUAAAGAAGAAUCCGAUGAGGAUCACUUGGAGCCAGAAGUCCGAGAGCAAGUCGAUCAGAUGAGCGAUGACCAUGCCAUGAAAUCAAGCAAGAAGGCCAUAGCGAGCUUGGCCCUGCUUACAACCCACGACAUGACUAUGCCUGAGAGGAAGAAGAGAGCCUCAUCGGCGGAGCUCGCGUACUUCUCCUAUUUCUUCUCGUGCCCCUUCGCCCAGACUAUGUCUUGUCGUUCCAAAGGCGAAGCAGCGACACGAUGUCCCAGGCCACAUCAGCCGUCUAUUACGAACACUGCAAGGCGCCGCGACGAUGGACCAGCGAGUGUCGCUCCUAUGCUUCAAGAACAAGGCCUAAAAUAUCGCGCUCACGGCACGCUCUCGUCGAGCAGGAGGCAAAGGGCGCCGCGGAUCCCAAAAGUCGUCCCGCUCUCUCGUCAGACCCCCAGGGAUGGGGCCAGAAGUCACGAAUGGAUCUGGGGAAGCCACGCGCCGUCUCCGCGUGUCACGUCUACGAAUUUCAACUCUUUACCCUUCUUACGGCUCGGCAAGCAACUCAAGCGCACUUUCGACCAACAGGAAACUGCACGAGACAUCGGAAUAACGAUACCAUACCCACGACCGAGCACCAUCGAGCACAUUAGAAAUUCGCGGACCGCUUCACAAUCCAAAGGUAUUCCUGCUGAUGAUGCUAUUCUGUCUGCUGCAAGGAACCGAAGAAGACCAUGCAUCGGAAGAAGAGAAAGACACGAGCGACCCAACAUCAGAAGUGUGGGAUGGCAUGUUGGUGAUUUUGGUACCCACGAGUACGGCAUCCGCUGCAAGCAGAUUCUGAACAAGGGACUGCCUGCUGAAGCGGAGGGACUCAUUGGCAGGAAGUUCAUCGAUGAGUACGACCCAGAGCAUAUUGCCGAUCCUGCAGAAGGCGAUACACCGAAGCUCGUAGCAAUGGACCAAUUGAUCAAGACUCUCGAUCCAGCCAGUACCUUCUUUUGCUCAAUCUCGUUCCCACUCAAAGCUUCAGCCAAGGCUGCCACGAAAGCUGCUGCUGAUAGAGACGAUUCUGGAGACGAAGACGCCUAG
This is a messenger RNA of Pseudocercospora fijiensis CIRAD86, 3294 nucleotides long. RefSeq lists its product as uncharacterized. The record is from RefSeq and is a predicted model, not a curated record. NCBI's taxonomy places the organism in Eukaryota, Fungi, Ascomycota, Dothideomycetes, Mycosphaerellales, Mycosphaerellaceae. The transcript is spliced from 21 exons. The coding region runs from base 1 to 3294 and encodes 1097 amino acids.